UGAGAAGAGGAAGGAAUUGGAAAAACAACAUACAGAUGCCUUGAAUGAACUUAAACAGCAACAAGAUAAUGUAAAGUUAUCAAGUACAGAAUCAGAGAAGCAACAAGCUCUUGAAACUGUAAAAUCUUUAGAGUCAAAAGUUAGAGAAUUACAUAAAAAGUGUGAACUUCAAAAUGUUCAGCAUGAAGAACUGGUGCUGGAAAUGGCAACCUUGCAGCGUGCACAAAUUAAACAUGCAUGGCAGACUCAACGAUGUCAUUCAGCAGAGACCCCAGGAGAAAAACGCAGCCAUGUUGAACAGAAUAUUGAUAUGAUAUUGCCUACAUCAGACACAUUAUUUACUUCAACUCAAUUGCCAUUGUUUUCAUCAAUAGGAGGUAGUCUAUGUUCAUCUCUUGGAUCUACAUCUGAAGUUUAUUCUAAAUUUAAUGAUAUAAAUUCUUUAGUUACACAGUCAAUAAGUAGUACAAUAGCAAGAAUAACUAAUACUUCACCCACAUCAGCUGCUCUCUUCAAAACAACAUCAAAUGAAAUUAAUAACAUUUUAGCACGUAUUGAACAAGAUAACCGUAUGUUGUUAGAAUUAGAGAAAUCUCGUACUACUGUUGGCUCUCCUGUUCCACCAGCUAACAUAACAAGAUUAAAAUCACAAGUUAGAGAAGACAGUAGUACUCAAACUGAAGAAGUUUCUCAGAGUAAAACUAUAAAACCAUCAGCUACAAUAAAAGAAUUAGAUAAGCUAAUGGAAAAAUUAGAACAAGAUAAUAAAAUACUUGCAGAACUAGAUAAGAAAAGAGCUAAUAUAGGAUCAUCUUCUGCCAUCUUAUCAUCUUUACCUGAAAUAGGCUCUUUCAAGAAAACUAAAGAAAGAGAAUCAUUAGAAGAAUUUUUAGAUGAUAAUUCAGUUGAUACUAUAUAUUUACCUGGUAAAGGCCAUUGCAAAAUAUAUAUUGCUCGUUAUACUUAUGAUCCUUUAAAACAAUCUCCAAAUGAAAAUCCUGAAGCUGAAUUACAUCUUAAUUCUGGUGAUUUUCUAGUUGUUUAUGGAAAAAUGGAUGAGGAUGGAUUUUUUAAUGGUGAACUCUUAGAUGGCAAAAAAGGUUUAGUUCCUUCAAACUUUGUUGAACGAUUAACAGGGGAGGAUCUUCUUGAUUUUCAAGCUGCUCUUCUCUAUGGUACAGUUGGAGAAGACAAUAGUCUUUCUUAUAUCUUUGAUAGAGAUGUUGAAAAUAAUAGUAGAUAUGUUUUAUUACCUGAGGAUUUUCAUAGAAUGAAUGAUUACAUUGACUUAGAAGAUAUUGAAGAAUUAGAUGAAGAUGAUCUUUCUGAUUUUGAAGGGGAAGGAUCAGUGCCACCACCUCAUCGACUUCUUCUUGAAAGACAAUUAAACAAAAGUAUUAUGAUUAGUUGGUUACCCCCAGAAUCGUCUACAGGAUCAAUAAGUGUUUAUCAUGUUUAUGUGGAUGGUGUGUUAAAAGCAUCAGUUAAAGCAACUGAAAAAACUAGAGCACUGAUUGAGGGCGUAGAUUCAUCUCAGCCACACAGGAUAAGUGUAAGAUCAGUAAAUUCAUUUGGGAAAUGUUCUCGAGAUGCAGCUUGCACAAUCGUUAUUGGCCGAGAUGUACCUCUCGCACCCAGCUGUGUUAAAGUUUCUGGUGUAACUUCAACUUCUGCAAUUAUUAGCUGGUUACCUAGUAACAGUAAUUUUCAACAUGUAAUUACUGUAAACAGUGUUGAAGUAAAAUCUGUGAAAUCAGGAAUAUUUAAACAUACAAUAACAGGUUUAGCUCCUAAUACACAAUAUCUUGUUUCUGUAAGAACAAAACCUAGUAGACUCGUUUAUAAUGAUGAAAAGAAUCCAAAAAAAUUAGAAAUGUUAACUUCUUAUGUAGAAUUUCGAACAUUACCAAAAGGUUUACCAGAUCCACCUGUAGAUAUACAAGUAGAAGCUGGGCCUCAGGAUUGCAUGUUAUUGGUAACAUGGCUACCUGUCACAAUCAAUCCAAAUGGAACUUCCAAUGGUGCUCCAGUUACAGGCUAUGCAGUUUUUGUAGGGGGAAAGAUGGUUACUGAAGUUGAUAGUCCAACAGGAGAUCAUGCAAUUCUUGAUAUAUCACAAAUAGCAUCACUUAAAAAGAAAGUAGUGACAGUAAGGACAAAGUCAGGAACUAAUUUAUCAACAGAUUCUAUGCCUUGUUUAAUACCUGAUAAUUUAUUAAAAAAUGUUUAUGGAGACCAAAAGCAGUUUACAUCCAAUAAAUGGACAAAUGUUUCAUCUAAUACAUAUCCAGUAAGAUCAGAUUGGAGAGAAAAUAGCCAUACUAUUUACAAUGGAAAAAAUAUAGAUAAUUAUGAACGUGAUGAACAUAUUAAUCGUAUUUCUGACACUCAACAUUAUUUAAGUUCAAAUAAAGAUCACUACUCAAAUAGAACAGUUCCUUCCAUUGAAAUUACUCAAGACAAAAAUUUGAUGAAACGUACUAUGCAAAGUGACUAUAAUAAAAAAUUAGAUACAGGACAUUAUUCAGAUUCUAGAGGAUCAAACUAUUAUUCUCUUCAAGGGAGAGCUGCUUCUCCUACACCACCACUUCGAAGAUUACCGCCACCAGGUCAGGAAGAAGAAUAUUAUAGACAAAAAGGUCUAAUGCCAUCUUCUUAUUAUAAUAAGUGGAAACAAGAUGGAGAUAUCCGGAAUUCUGAUAUACGAUUGUUUGUUGGCCUCUUUGAUUAUAACCCUUUAACUAUGUCACCAAAUCCUGAUGCUGCCUCUGAAGAAUUGCCAUUUCAAGAAGGACAACUUAUUAAAGUUUAUGGUGAAAGAGACAGUGAUGGAUUUUAUAAGGGUGAGAUUAAUGGAAGAAUCGGUUAUGUUCCUUGUAAUCUUGUAUCAGAAGUGCAAUUAGAAGACAAAGAUAUUGCUCAGCAUUUAUUAAAUCCUGAUUCGAUACAUUCAACAGAUAUUCAUGAAAAUAGAUCCGAUCCAUGGGCACAUCUAGCUGUUCGAAAAAUGGUAGCUUUGUAUGAUUAUGAUCCACAAGAAUUGUCCCCAAAUGUUGAUGCAGAGAUUGAACUGGCAUUUAAUACUGGUGAUAUAAUCUUCAUUUAUGGAGAAAUGGAUGAAGAUGGAUUUUAUAUGGGAGAACUGAAUGGUGUUCGAGGACUUGUGCCAUCAAACUUCCUAGCAGAAACACCAUCACAUUAUCUAGAUAAAACAAUGAUUGCUCCAGAUGAAGGGAAUGUGAGUCCAACAAAAGAAUCGUCACCAGUCAGUUCAGAGAACGAGAAAGAUAUCUACAAAACUACCGAUUCAGUCAAGAACUCCUUUACCACAGAGCCCGCUAGCCAAUCCGACCACUGGUCCGCCAACUACAACAUCAGUGACUAUGACAAUGCCGGUGACUACAAGUCAGUCACAACAAACCACCACCACCACCACCACCACCAACGUCACUGGUAAAUUUUCCUUAAACAUUCCAUAUCCAGAUAUCAAGGAUAUUAAAGACCAACAACCUAGUCUGGAUUCGAUAGUUAAGAAAGGACAAACAUUUGUGUCGUCGCUAUUAAAAAAAGUACCUAAGAUGUAAGGUUGAUAUUUAUGUAUUUUAUGUCUUCCAGGUUUUAGUAAUCUGAUGUAUGUAUUUGUCGAUGGCGUUAUGUGUUAUUUAUAAUACAAUACAAUGUGUUAUCACAGAUCACUAAGCACAGUUUUAAUGCUUGAAAGUUUUGACCUGGGAACAAAAUAAUGUUGGUAGUAUAGAUAAUUCCACAAACUACACUGCCAAAGUAAUGUAGUAAAUAGGAAUGUGGAGUAUGUGCACAGAUGUUGCCAAAAUGUGCCUGACUCAGUAUUCUAGUCCUUUUUUUUUCUGUUAGUUUAAAAAAUGUAUGUAUAAAUUGUAAAAAUUUCAGUAAAAGUUUUUGUGUCGACAGAUUUAGGCACUAGUAGCACAACUGCAUCACACAUGUCGAUAUCCUGUCGUCAUAAAAACUUAUCUGUUAUCAUUAUUAUUUUUAAAAUAUUAGAAUUGCAUCUAAGUCAAUUCUAUGCCUUAUAAGUUGUAUCCACCUUCAUCUUUACAUAAAGAAAAUAAAUUUCAUCUUAUACUAUUUAUAACAGUAAUAAAUUUAUUAGAAAAUAAAGAAAAUGCUCUUUAAAAUAUAGCAAUGAUUUAUUUUCCCCAUUCGUAUGUAUUUAAAAGAAAUAAUACAUAUCUUUGUGAUUAUCCAAAUGUGAUCUUUCCUUGUAUUAUUGCAUAAAUGAUUCUAUACUUGUUAAGGAUUUACAUUUCUGAUAUAUAUAAUAUACAGUAUAAGAAAUGUCACAUCAGUGUUUUUCAACUGAUGCUUGUUAUAGUACUGCUUUGCUUUUUUGAAAACAUUUUAUGAUUUUUCAAAUUAAAAACCCUAUUAUGUUUAUUUAUUUAAGAAAAUAUAUAUAAAAUAAGACAGAUAAAAUAAAUAUUAAACUGUAGAAAAAUUUUACAUAAUGACCUGGUAAUUAUCCAUUCUUUCGAUUCGACAUUUUAAGUUUCCGUAUUCUUUAUUUUAAUCAUUAAAAAAACUAAACAAGUAGCAUCAUAGAGAUUUAUAACAGGCAAUAUUGGAAAUUUUCCAAUGAUCUCGGGUAAUAGUAAAGCCAUAGAUUGUUCACAUCUCUAAGUGCUGCCAAAUUUAUCUUGAGAGAGGAUAAAAAUUUUGACUGUUGUAUAUGAGUAUAUAAAUAUAUAUAUAUAUAAAAUGUACACAUACAUACACACAAUAUAUAUAAUAUAUAUAUGUAUACAAACAUACAGAUACAUACACAUCACGAUACAUACAUUUACAAAUACAUACAUAAAAACAUGAAUACAUUCAUAUACACACACAAAUACAUAACACACAUAUAAAAAAUAAAUGAUUAAAUUUUGCUUGAUUAUAGAAUUAGAAUAGAAUCUUUAUAAAUGCAUAAUAUUUGGUCUAAUUUAUCUUCAUGCUCAAUGUCCAAAUAUAUUAUGCAAGUUAUUAAAAAAGUUUAUAUAGUUGCUUUAGAUUGAACAAAUUAUAAAAAAAAACUAAAAAUUUUAUGGUCGUGAUCUCUAAAUAAAAUUUGUUUACAUUUUUGAGAUGUUCUUGUUAAAAGUUUUAAAAAUCUUCAAAGUUUAAUAUUUUAUUUCCAUAGUUUUAAAAACCCGUAAGUGAUCUGUAGAGAUCUAGCGAGUAAUUCAGCUUAGAUAAGAAUAUAUUUGGACUAAUAAUUUGAUGUAAAUAGAAGAAUGCAUUGAAAAAUCAUAGUUGGCUUCAUUAUUAAUUAGUAGUAUGUAUAAAUUUCUGUUAUUAGAAUGAAUGUUGUUUGUAUUGUUAAAUUUUGUCUAGUAAAAUUAAUUAUUUUAAAUAUAAUAAUAAUAAUAAUAAUAAAGCAAACUGUAGGUGCCUUCAGUUGCACUGUUUCACAAUGUUGAUUGUUGCCAAAUGUUCUGCGGACCAAUCAAAAUUAGAACGAUGUUAUUUUCUUUGUUUUAUGAAGAUAUUGAUUUCGAUUUAUGGAUAAUAAAUAACAAUGCAUUUUCUCACAUAAAUGAAUUGUUAUAUUUUUUGAUAUUUAUAAAAAGAAAUGAUGCUUUGUAAAUGCUUUUAUGUUCUUGUUAUUGCAUCAUCAUUAUAACAGAAAGAAAAAUCUUCCUAUUUUUUUGUACUUAUAGCCACAGAAAAUGUUAUUGAUGCAACUAAAACUAUUUGUUUCAUGAAUUCCAAAUCAAACUUUUUCAUAUCUUGGUAUGAUUUUUGGAAUUACUUAUUUUUUACCUAUUCAGAAUGUUUGUAUUAUAUAUUGUAUAUAUGUUUUACAGGAGAGAUCUAAAUUCCAACCUAUUUCAGAUAAGAAUUAGCAAAAUUUAAAAUUAAAAAGCUUGUAUAAUCCAAUUUAUUUGAUAUUUUAAUUAAAUGGUGAUGAUGAUUCUU
This is a messenger RNA of Centruroides sculpturatus (bark scorpion), 5937 nucleotides long. RefSeq names its product RIMS-binding protein 2-like. Gene Ontology annotation, biological process: neuromuscular synaptic transmission. The transcript is spliced from 23 exons. The coding region runs from base 203 to 3457 and encodes 1084 amino acids. The record is from RefSeq and is a predicted model, not a curated record. NCBI's taxonomy places the organism in Eukaryota, Metazoa, Arthropoda, Arachnida, Scorpiones, Buthidae. Gene Ontology annotation, molecular function: protein binding.